Hyphopichia burtonii NRRL Y-1933 is the source of this 459-nucleotide messenger RNA. RefSeq lists its product as uncharacterized. NCBI's taxonomy places the organism in Eukaryota, Fungi, Ascomycota, Pichiomycetes, Serinales, Debaryomycetaceae. The record is from RefSeq and is a predicted model, not a curated record. Bases 1 to 459 code for a protein of 152 amino acids. The transcript has a single exon.
AUGGUAUCAGUUUUUGGUAAGCUUUUCCUUACAUUACUUGUGGUUUACUCUGCUUAUUUGGUGAACUUUAAAUGUUCCCAAUUAAAUGAAACUCCUUUAGAACAUAGUUCUGAAGUUGUUUUACAUCCGUUAAGUCAUCAUCAUAAUCAAAUUUGUGAUGGAUAUAAUGCUGGUGUUAAUUUUGCCGAACCUUAUUUGAGUAAAGUUCAUGAAUUUUUGGAUGAACAUGUUCAUUCUCAUCCAUACUAUAAAGAGUAUGAAGUUGAUUCUAAAUUACAACUUGUUAAGGGUAAAUAUUUAGAAAUUGUUCAUCCUUAUGUUAUUCAAUUAUGGCAAUUGAUUGAAGUUGCUGAGGUUCAUAUUUAUGAUCACCUUGUUGAAUUAUACGCUCAUUUAAAAGGUCAAUAUGAAUCAGUAGUUGCUCCAAAAAUUACUGAAAUUAAAGAAAAAUAUUUGUAA